Messenger RNA from Spodoptera exigua (beet armyworm), 1644 nucleotides. The record is from the annotation of a GenBank genome assembly. Lineage: Eukaryota; Metazoa; Arthropoda; Insecta; Lepidoptera; Noctuidae.
AUGGCGCAAUUUGAUAUCAUACCUACUUAUGAUGAGGAAAUGUUUAACGACAGAAACGACAAUGUCACAGAUCUGCACGCCUAUUACAUGACACAAUUCAAUUUAGAACUGGAGAAUAGCAAUAAAAAUAAGAAAGUCGAUAAUUUCAAAUAUGGAGUCGAGGAAAGUUUUGAUUUUGAAGUCUUAGACAACUGGAAUACACCAACAAGCAAUGAAGCUGAUUUCGAGAUUAUAGACGAGGUGAUCGAUAGUAAUAUUAAUGAGCAGAAUAUUAAGGAAGUCCUUUUAGAUCUUGAUAAUAUCGACUUUGAAGAGAAAAGUUGCAAAAUAGAUGUCUAUAAGGGACAAGAAAAUAAAAUGUAUGAAUCAAACAACGACUACAUUGAUGACGAAUCACUGAUUGAUGAGUUAUGCAGAGAGGAUGGCGAAUCUUGCAGAUUGACGCCGGAUUUUAAUGAAGAUUAUUUAAAUGCUAAUACGCCAGAUAAGAAUCUUUUACCGUCAAUUGAUACAGUGUUUUCUAAGAGAUACUGUAAUUAUAAUGUUGAUGAUACGCAAAUGCUAGAGUACAACAAUGUUACUCCGGUCCAACAGACUGCUGGUGCUGUAAACAGCUUAGAACACUACAGUUACCCAAACAACAUACUUUAUAAUCUCGAAGAAAGAAAAUACGUGCUUCCUGACACCCCUACAAGCUGUAAUGAAUUUAGUUUUGACAGAAAUGAAAGAAAGAUUUCUGUUUCCGAGUCUGUUGAAAGUGACGUUCACAGCUCAAGUUAUUACGAUGAGAACUCGGAAAAUUUCGAUGAAGAUGACCUAUUUGUUAAUUUAGAUGAUUUUGGAAUAAAUUAUGAGACAGAAACUAAUGUGAAUAUUGUUGAUAAUACUAAAACUCAGGCACCUAGGAAGAAUGAUAAAGAUAAGGUUCAAGGUGAAAGAGUAUGUUUAUGGGAACAUUGCUAUGAAAGAUAUCCAAACCAAACUACACUAGUGGAACACAUUGAAAGGGCACAUGUCAACACAUAUAAAGGUGAUGAAUUCAGUUGUCUGUGGCGCGACUGUGCGCGGGAACGCCGGCCAUUUAAUGCGCGCUACAAGCUCCUGAUACACAUGCGCGUACAUUCAGGACAUAAGCCCAACAGGUGUCAUCAUCCAGGUUGUGGUAAAGCGUUCUCAAGAUUGGAAAACUUGAAGAUCCACGUCAGAUCUCACACUGGUGAACGUCCGUAUGCAUGCCCUGCACCGCAUUGCAGAAAAGCUUUCUCUAACUCCUCAGACAGAGCGAAACAUCAGAGAACUCAUUUCAAUGCUAGACCCUAUGCCUGCGGUGCUAUCGGUUGCGGCAAGAGGUACACUGACCCUUCCUCUCUUCGGAAGCAUGUGAAGACGCAUCCGCACAUCCCCAACGUUCCUCGCACUUGUGUACCCGCAUCACGACCAAUCAAGAAGCCUGACCAGGAGCAGACGGUACCCAGCUCACCAGCCAAGCUUACUACAUUACGAUGCAUAAGAGAUAAAAUAACCGUUCCGCUGUUGCAGAAAUUCUUAAGUUUAGGCACAGACUGGCGUCAUGCGUUAGUGUCGGCCAUCGAUGAAAAUCAGCGCCGCGACCCCGUCUCGUACGGGGUCGCUGCAUUAUGCUGA